AUGAAUCCCUCCUAUUUUGAUCAGGUGCUGGGCUACCCGGAGCGUGAGGGUCUAAUGACACAGUGCCCAGCUCUCGCGCUUUUUUGUUAUCAGGAAUUUGUUGCCGCGAUUCAGGGUGGAAAGCGAGUGGUUGACCCCUUAUCUGCGAAGGACGAGGUGGCGGUGCUUUUGUCGGCCGCAACAGUCUCUGAAGUCACCGCGAGAGUGUUUGCUACGGUAGAGGAGGGGGCGACUCUCCAUCCCUUUUGGCGCACCCUUCGAGCAGCCUUGGAGAGCGCAUGGGAUCCUGUGCAGGGGGGCGAUGUUCACUGGCGGCUCUACGAGGUGGCGGGAAAUGCCCGAUUUUACGGAAAGGCGAUGCCGCGAAUGCCGCUUGCUCAGCUCUCUUUUCAAAACACGUUGGAUGCGAGUCGAAGUAUUCUUCACAUGUCGACGGCCUGUGCUCUCGCAGGAUCUAUUGACCCGUUCGGAGAGAAGCGGGGGCAGCCCCUUGCGUCCAUGUUGCAGUAUUAUCGCCUUGUCCCAACUUCGUCAGAGACGAGGGAAAUUACUUCUGAGGGGUUGAGUUUUUGCAUGCAACCCCUGCAGCAGCAAUGGUGGACGUUGGUCUCCGUGGCCCUCGACCGCAUUUUGGUACUGACAAAAAACAGUGGUGUGACGCGUGCCGAACUGUGGCAACUAUUAGCCGUUUUGUUUGCUCUUGAUACCAGUCAGUUUGUUUACCCGUUCCCGGAAAAGGAAAAGGAUUUGGCCGCCUUUCAAAUUCUGGCACGUCUGUCGGAGGUGGGGCUUGUGUAUCCUCUCAUUUCUGGUGGUCGUCGUUGCUUUGCGCUGUCGCCUCACUUUCAUCAUGCGGUUUGCUGGAGCUCCACGGCCCCGCUCUGCACAGCUGCGCUGCUUGAUAGCGGGGGGAACUCGAUGGGUCGCGUUCGCCGCGAGGAUGAAGACACCAUCAUCACAGAGGCGAACUUUCGCCUCUAUGCUUACACAAGAAAUCCUGAUCUUUUGAAUAUUCUCAAUCAGUUUGCGGAGAGGGAUGCAGAAGUAGACCAGAUGAUUGCUUGUUACCGAGUUACGCGGAGGACAUUUGCUGCAGCUUUAAAGCGGGGUAUCGGCUCUUCGCACAUCUUACAGUUUCUUGCGGUGAAGGCACAUCCGUCCAUGUUGAGGCAUCAUAGAGAGGGUGAUUCCAAGAAAGCGUCGGGCUUAUCCGUCUUGGGUGCUGGAACACGUUUCAAAAACGCUUCUGAUAUCCGUAUUGACGAAAUCAUUCCACAAUCGUUUUGCGACCAGCUGAUGACGUGGGAGAAGGAGUGUCGGCGGCUUAUUUUUAGUCGAAAUCUUGUACUGCUUCGAAACGUUACUGCGGUGCAGAAAGAGUUGUUGUUGAACGCUCUUUCCUCGGGCGGCGAGAGGCACGCGGUGGUGCACCAGGAGAAAGGCUACUUGGUGGUGCAACGUGAAGCGUAUGAGCGUGUGUUGGCUCCUUUGAUUCCCACAGAGUAA
Messenger RNA from Trypanosoma cruzi, 1506 nucleotides. RefSeq names its product DNA repair and transcription factor protein, putative. Lineage: Eukaryota; Euglenozoa; Kinetoplastea; Trypanosomatida; Trypanosomatidae. Gene Ontology annotation, molecular function: ATPase activator activity; double-stranded DNA binding. Gene Ontology annotation, cellular component: transcription factor TFIIH holo complex; transcription factor TFIIH core complex. The transcript has a single exon. Bases 1 to 1506 code for a protein of 501 amino acids. Gene Ontology annotation, biological process: nucleotide-excision repair. The record is from RefSeq and is a predicted model, not a curated record.